AUGGCGUCAAAGCUCUGCGAUUCGUGCAAAUCAGCGACGGCGGCGUUAUACUGCCGACCAGACGCAGCGUUUCUAUGCUUAAGCUGCGAUUCAAAAGUCCACGCGGCGAACAAACUCGCGUCACGACACGCGCGCGUGUGGAUGUGUGAAGUGUGCGAGCAAGCACCGGCACACGUCACGUGCAAAGCAGACGCGGCCGCGUUAUGCGUCACGUGCGACCGUGAUAUCCACUCGGCUAAUCCGUUAGCUCGCCGUCACGAACGCGUUCCCGUUACUCCGUUUUACGAUUCCGUCUCUAGUGACGGUUCCGUUAAACACACCGCCGUUAAUUUCCUUGACGACUGUUACUUCUCCGAUAUAGAUGGUAACGGAAGCCGUGAAGAAGAGGAGGAAGAAGCUGCUUCGUGGCUGUUACUUCCCAAUCCAAAGACUACAACGACGGCGACGGCGGGGAUCGUUGCUGUUACUUCAGCUGAGGAAGUUCCGGGAGAUAGUCCGGAGAUGAACACUGGUCAACAGUAUUUGUUCUCGGAUCCGGAUCCGUAUCUGGAUCUGGAUUAUGGAAAUGUUGAUCCGAAGGUGGAAUCGUUAGAGCAGAAUAGCUCCGGUACUGAUGGUGUUGUUCCGGUGGAGAAUCGGACGGUUAGGAUUCCGACGGUGAACGAGAAUUGCUUUGAAAUGGAUUUUACCGGAGGAUCUAAAGGCUUUACUUAUGGUGGUGGUUACAAUUGCAUCAGUCACAGCGUGUCAUCAUCGUCGAUGGAAGUGGGAGUGGUGCCAGAUGGUGGUUCGGUGGCUGAUGUAUCGUAUCCUUACGGUGGUCCUGCAACCAGUGGAGCUGAUCCGGGGACACAGCGGGCUGUUCCGCUGACUUCAGCUGAGAGAGAAGCGAGGGUAAUGAGGUACAGAGAGAAGAGGAAGAACAGGAAGUUUGAGAAGACUAUAAGGUAUGCUUCAAGGAAAGCGUAUGCGGAAAUGAGACCGAGAAUCAAGGGACGGUUUGCGAAGCGGACGGAUACAAAUGAGAGCAAUGAUGUGGUUGGUCAUGGUGGUAUCUUUAGUGGGUUCGGACUUGUACCUACAUUUUAG
Messenger RNA from Arabidopsis thaliana (thale cress), 1089 nucleotides. It is a transcript of the gene COL4, whose product is annotated as zinc finger CONSTANS-like protein. Gene Ontology annotation, biological process: regulation of flower development. The record is from RefSeq and is marked reviewed. The coding region runs from base 1 to 1089 and encodes 362 amino acids. NCBI's taxonomy places the organism in Eukaryota, Viridiplantae, Streptophyta, Magnoliopsida, Brassicales, Brassicaceae. The transcript is spliced from 2 exons. Gene Ontology annotation, molecular function: zinc ion binding. Gene Ontology annotation, cellular component: nucleus.